ACAACAGUUACGAAACUAAAAGGCACGAACCGCAUAAACGGUGAAUUUCGCAGGCUACGAAAUAGACUGACUCUGGUUUUCAAAGAGGUCCUUUGAGCUUGACUGUCGCACCGCGGUACAAUUGAACCUAAUCGUGUGUUAUGCGCGUGGAUUUGGUUUGGUUGUUGUAUAUUGAAGUAGUAUAUUAAACAUCAGUUUUAUUACAAUGUGUAACUUUUCACAGCAUCAUUGGUUUAUUAGAAAGGUUUUGAGUUGGAGAGCAGCUGCAGCUGUGGCGUGGUCUGUAUUACUCCUUCCUCUGUGCACAUUACUGUUCAUAUUUCUGUGUAGAUUCGAUCUGUUUCAUCCAGUGCAGUGGAUCUCAGAUUCCUUGAAUGACUGGUGCAGCUCCUAUGUCAUGUUUUCCUUACUGCUGCUGUGUAUAGCAGUCUUGAUGAUAAGUGCUUCUGAUAUGUACUGUUGUGCAGUGGUCCCUUCUGUUUCAUGUACCAGAGUAGCUUUGAUGGCAAGGGUGCUGCAUGUCUGUCACUUUGUCUAUGUUGCAGUGGGAUUCAUAGUAGCCUGCUGUACAGCAUUGAUUAUAGGAGACCGCUAUCGAUUUAUCACUGCUUCUUGCAUAACUAAAGAAAGUCCAGCUACUAGUCACCAGAUCUGCCUCAAUGAGUAUUUUAUUUUCAUACUGCUGGCUGGAGGCUUCACAGGAUUUUAUUACAGUAUAUGUUAUUUUGCAAAGAACAUGAGCUGUUUACCUUUUCCUGCUAUACAACAGUAUAAAUACCUACGCUUCAAGGCAGCCUUACCUUUGCUAAUUAAGCACAGUGCAGCACAGUCCUUCCAUUCAGUCAAGUACUUCUACAUGAUUUACUUCUUUUUAGGAUAUAUUCCAAGAGCUUGGUUUAGCACAAUAAUGGAUCUUUCUGAAGAUAGAUUUCGUCAGCCUCUUAAUACCUUAAAAGGACUGAUGGAUAUAUCCCUCCUAUAUCAUACUUGGUUGUCUGGCACAUUUUUAUUGAUAAUUUGGUACAUUGAAUGGCUACUCUUCAGGAUCUAUGCAACUGAAGACUAUUAUUUUCCUGUGCAAUCGUCUUUUGCAGAAGAUGUGGAUCGUUGCCUUCCAAAAGUGUUGAACAGUAAUCCUCCCCUUAUUGUUAAGUUUUUAGCCUUACAAGAUCUGGCUUUGCUUGCCCGACAUUCACCCUCACGGCGACAAGAAGUGUUUAGUCUCAGUCAGCCAGGUGGUCACCCUCACAACUGGUUGGCAAUUUCUACAGAGUGUUUAAAUUUGUUGAGUAGUUUAACUCAGAAGCUAGUUGCUUAUCAAGAAGCUAUUGCUGUGAAUGGCAGAAUAAGGCACUCGUAUUCGAGCUCUGGAGAAUCAAGAUCAUCGUCAUCCAGUUCAGGAACCUCGAUAACUGAAGAACCUGCUGGCCAGCAAGUGGUCACCCAACUACAAAAGACCACUCCCCAAACACCAAUCCCGUCGCUUGUCAAAACACUACCAUUUAAAAUGGCUGCUCCUUUCACACCAGACUUAGGAAGUCCCUUCAGCUCACCACCAAUGAAUACUAUGGUUGGAGUGGUAGACCCCAGCUCUCCUUGGUAUGGGUCAGUGCAGAGUCCCCAUGUUAUGAGAAGAGGACCAAAACUGUGGACAUCAGGUUCCAGUCCAUAUACUGAACCUGCUCAGAACAAUUCUCCUUAUGAAGCAGUACCCCCUGUUAUUUUCCGUGGACGUUUUGAAGAAAGAAAACCUAAUUUUGUAUCUAUAUGGUUUCAACAAAAGCAAGAACAGGUUAAACAUUUCCUUGGAAGACGAGCUUUAAUAAUGUAUUUAUUUGACAAGCAUCCUGAAGCUUCAAGUCAAGCAUUGUUUGCUGAUAGCCAAGCACAUAUUUGGGCACUUGAAGGUUUGUCACAUUUGGUUGCAGCUUCAUUAUCAGAAGAUAGGUUUGGUGUCGUACAGAUGAAACUUCCAUCUAUUCUUAAUGCAUUACUUGCUCUACAGGAGGCAGUGGACAAGCAUUUCAAACUACCUCAUGUCUCAAGCAAACCGGUCAGGCCUUCAGAAAGUUUAACUGAUAUGUCAUUCAAAACAUUGAGAUUUGCUCUUCGGUCUUCCCUGAGAACUGCAAUUUACAGGAUAACAACUGCAUUUGGAGAACAUCUAAAUUCUGUACAGAUUUCUGCAGAGCAUCAAAAAAGACUCCAGCAGUUUUUGGAAUACAAGGAAUAAUUUUUCAUAUGGCAGUACUCACCACCACUAAAGUAUUUCAAGCAGCGUUGGGUAAAGACAUGUCAGCAAGGCCUACAGAAUUAUUUAAAGGAUCGAGAAGUUCUAUAUUUGGUACUCUGACAUUCUGUUGGUGCUGUUCUUUGACUUUGGAGUUAAUUAAAUUUCUUGUGCCUCUGGAAUGACUUUUGAAACCAAGUUUCUAAACUCUUCUACAAUUAAUUUACUUGUUCAAUUGCACACUUUUUUUUUUCAGUUGCAAUCUGUCAUCACUUGUUUACACAUCCUUCACUGUUCACUUGUACAUUGAUCCUUUCUUUGCAGGCACAAUAUAUUUUUGUAAGACUACUUUAUUUGAUAUGGCUAUGGCAGCACCAUGUGCUGACUUGAAAAACUGACACUUUUAAGUGAGAACUCCCAACUCGGAGCCCGAAGGUUGUCUGUAGCACUAUGGCGAUAAUGUUUUGAAGGAUGUUACUUCGCAUACAGAAGCAAUGUCUCCUUAAGCAAACGAUCGAUGUAACCUGCAUUUGGCUUUCUUGCUCUUCUCAUCUGAAUUUUCUUUUGUAAGAUGAUGUGGGUGAAUGAAGACUCUGGGCAUUUUAGUGUAGUAUAUUAAAAUUAGUCAGUCUGUUAUUAAAACAUGUUUUUUACUUUA
This is a messenger RNA of Protopterus annectens (West African lungfish), 2888 nucleotides long. It is a transcript of the gene NDC1, whose product is annotated as NDC1 transmembrane nucleoporin. The transcript has 18 exons. Lineage: Eukaryota; Metazoa; Chordata; Ceratodontiformes; Protopteridae. The coding region runs from base 206 to 2233 and encodes 675 amino acids. Gene Ontology annotation, molecular function: protein-macromolecule adaptor activity. Gene Ontology annotation, cellular component: nuclear pore transmembrane ring. Gene Ontology annotation, biological process: nuclear pore organization. The record is from RefSeq and is a predicted model, not a curated record.